Anastrepha ludens (Mexican fruit fly) is the source of this 9688-nucleotide messenger RNA. Its product is annotated as headcase protein-like. Lineage: Eukaryota; Metazoa; Arthropoda; Insecta; Diptera; Tephritidae. The transcript is spliced from 5 exons. The record is from RefSeq and is a predicted model, not a curated record.
AUGUGGAUCGAGGACGAAGGCAAUCAUGGCAACGACGAAACCCGUCUGUUUAUUUUAUCGUCUUUGGCUCAGUCGCAAAUGAGUCGUGUCGCUUGCAUUUUAUGUGAAGAACCGAUGUUGGUUUUCGAUCGCUAUCCGCUCGUUGACGGUUCAUUUUUCCUGAGCCCAAAACAACAUUCAGCCGGUUGCAUUGAGGUGAAGUAUGAAGGAAGGCCACUAUAUUUGACUUGCGUUUGUAUGGCUUGUUUGGAUGGUACCUCAACGAAUCGUGUCAUUAACUGCAGGUUCUGUGGCGAAAUUUGGGAUGGCUCGAAUCUAGUCCUUGGCACCAUGUAUUCAUAUGACAUUUUUGCCGCAAUGCCAUGCUGUGCUGAGCGUCUAAAGUGCAAUAAUUGCUUCAAAUUGCUUUUGCAUCCGCAGCAGCGUCUCAAUUUCUACAGCGACUAUUCGCACUGCGUCACCUGUCCAUAUUGCGCCACGCAGGAUACUCACUUCGUCAAGCCGUUGAGCUUCUGCUACACCAAAAGCAAUGUGAUACGCCACCAGGCGAUCGCAUAACAUGAGGCCCCGUUGGAGUCCACGGAAAUGCUGGCGGCAGCGACAACAGCCACUCAAACAACAACAGCAGCCAACACUGCCAGCAUUGCGGCUCCAACGGCAAACAAUAGAAACAGCAGCAGCAGCAGCAGCAACAUCAGUAGCAACACCAACAUGCAAUCGAAGAAAAUUGUGCUCUAUAACCCAUCAAUUGAUUACUCAGCACCGCUGCAACAACAAAUCAAUCCUGAAAUCAUUGGUGCGCAUCCUCAUGCACAACAAUACCAACAGCAAUACAGCGGUGGCAGCGGACUCGGUGCCGGUAGUUCGGCCAACAACAUACACAACACAAAUCAGGUAAGACAGCCACUACAGCCACAGCAACAGCAACAACAGCCGCAACAACCACAGGCACAGCAACAGUCACGUUUGUCGGCAUUUACGCCAGUGGCUGCUGCACGUCUGUCCUUAGCUGGUUUGGCAGCUGCCGCCGCUACGCCCGCAACCACUCAGUCGAGUGCAUCGAUUUCGUCAUCACAGCAGCAGCAGCAGCAGCAACAGCUUCUACUGCAGCAACAAAUGCUGGCAACACUACCGCUAAAAUUAAGUGAGCAAUGUAAUUUAAGUAAUUUGCAUUUGAAUAGUUUUGUUAAUGAAAUGGGCGAGAUUAAGUCAGGUCUCGAACAGCAACAACAACAACAUAAUAGCAAUCAGGUGGUAGGGCUUUUAGGACGCAAUGGUGAUUCUAACGGUUUACUAGCAAACAGUAGUGUCGGUAGCAGUAUUAGUAAUUUAUUAAUUAGCAAUAAUUUAGCAACGGCCGCAGCAACAGCACCAGCAGCAGCAGCUGUAGCAUCCGCAAGUGGAGCAGGAGACGCAGCAAUAGCCCUAUUGCCAACCGCAAACAAAUUGAAUGGGCUGUGGAGCCAAUCGCACGCAACAGUUGCCCCAUACAACAUCACUGGGGUCAAUGCUGGCUCCAGUAUACUAUUCGGUAACCAAACGAGCACCUCCGAUGCCAUUUCAUCACUCUGGGGUUGCUCCCCCUCGUCCGGCUCCAGUGGUUCUUCCUCCACUAGCGGCUGUUCGAGCGGCUCCGGCUCUCAGCCUUCAUUGAGCCCCACCUCCACUGCAUCCACACGUCCGGACUAUCGUAGCAACAGCAAGGAGCCAUUGUGGUCGGCAUCGCAAACAUCGCCCAACAGCAGCAACACUCUCAGGGAUACUUAUUACACCACAAAGGCAGGUGUAGCCAUAACCGCAGCAAACGCUUCGGGCGGAGGGUCUGGCAAUAAUGGCCCCAACAAUCUAGGCGAUAGCGGCCAGCAGUCGACGUCGCCCAGCGCAGCCUCCACUUGCUCCUCGGCAUCGUCCACCUGUUCGUCGGGCUUGGGAUCGAGCGCCGGCAUAGAGGUUGGCGUGUGGCCCAACUGCAAGCUACAAAGUUAUUUUGCAGCCGAUAAUUGCGGUGCCGCCCAGUCCGAUGAAGCUGCGCAGUUCGCCAAGAUAAGCAACAUUUGGGAAAUACCGAACCCGACGGCAGCCGCCACAACACGCGCCACCACCGACCUAUUCACUGAUCUCUGGUGCAACAAUACCGAACGAAGCAGUGUCGCAGCAGGAGCACGCGUCACCAGCAACACAAAUGCCGAUUUCGACCUGGCUCAGCCCAUCGACUUCACCGACUCCAACAACAUUUGGCGCACAAACAUGCCGGCCACAACAUCGCUUGCAAGCGGCAAUGGAGCGCCCACUAGCCGUGCUUCCACCAAGCAACUGCCGACAACGGCAGUGGCGGCUGGCAAUAACAACAAAGGAUUGCGUGCAAAUAUAGGAACCGACUUGGAUAACGGCGGCAUGGGAAUGAGUGCGGCGGAGGCGGAUAGCAACACGGCGUGCAUGCAAUUGUUUUCGGAGCAAUUCCUCAAUUAUAUAAACAUAAUUAACUAUGCGGAUUAACUCAUUAUGAAAUGAAAUGAUAAAAAUUUAGCGAAAUUUUUUAAGUACAUAAUAAACAAAGGCGACAGACAUGUAAAGUAAAGUGGUUCAGCAAGCAGCGGACGGCAAAAAUAAUGGCGAAAAGUGAAAACUAACCAAACAAACUGAUUUGAACAAAAUUAGAAAACAGAUUUAUUUGUAGUAGCAAUAAUGUGAAACGAUGAGUCGACGUCGAGUUUUAUUGUGUUAAUUUUUUUUUUUUUUUUGAUACGUGAGAAGGGAGAAUUUGAAAUAAAAUGCAGAAGUAAUGAAUUGCAACUGCAAAACAUUUAAUAAUACUGUUAUUUAGUUACAAAUAAUCAUACUAAUAAAUAUGUAUUAGUAAGAAGUAGUAGUGUUUGACGUUUAAUGAAAACGAAAAAAUUAGUCCAUUUAUUUUAGUUUAUUUCUAGAUGUAAUUUUAUUUUGCACACUGUGAAGUAAAAGCCUUGAGUGGAACGUUUUGCGUUUAGCUUAUUGCCGAAGCCGUGGAUAUGGAAAUUUGCUUAGAAAAAUAUUUAUGUACACAGAGCAAUAGAAUUCGCGAAAUUGUAAAAACUGCGCUACCAACUUUUUUCAUUGACCAUCUAAAGUAAUGAUUUUUCUUUGGUGCAAAGGACUUCACUGUGCAUAAAGUACCAGCCUAAAUAAAUUUGUCACACGACUUGAAGCUGCUAAACGCGAAAUGUUUCCGGGCAAAUAAAUAUAGCAUAAAGUAAUUUCUUUCUUGUUUGAGUUAUUUUUUUAGUUAAAUUCAAAAAUCUGCAAUUAUCAUCACUGAAAUCAAUGCGUGUACAAAUGUUUAUGUUAAAGGAAUUUGUUGAAUUUUGUUUGAGUUUUAUUUAAAUGGAUUUAAAACACAUCUUACUGUAAAUUAUGAUUUAUUAAUUUAUGUGUAAUUAUUGUAUUUUAAUUAAAAAUUUUUUUUUCCUUUUGGUUUUGCCACAUUUACGAAAUAUUUCUACUUAUUAAACUGUUAAGAAUGGAAAAUGCAUAGAAUUAAAAAAAAUUACCAAAUAUUUUUGUUAACAUAAAGAAAACUACGUAAAACAAAUGAUUACUACAAAAACAUCACAAUUUUUGUGUUUUAAUUGAUUAUUUGUAGAGAUUUUACGUCGUAUAAAUUAAUUAAUUAGUAUUACUUUGAAGUUUUACUUAUUUUAAAAAUUAAAUUAAAUAUUGCUGUGUUUUUCAAUAAACAUAAACCUACUUUUGCAAGAUGAAUGAGAGAAUGUUGCAUCAAGCAACAAGUAAAUGUAUAUUUAGAAGAGGGCAAUUAUUGAAAAAUGAGUGUUAAGAGAAAAUCCCCAAUUCCCUAAUUAUUAGAUUUUAGUGCAAGAAGAUAUUUAGUUAUGCGUUGCUUGUAAUUUUUUAGCGUAACAUCUUUACCUCAAAUUGGUAAUUAUAAUCUAGACACCCGCCAAAAGGACGUGCAGACACAUUCGUGCAUAUUCUGUGCGCACCGUACAGCUACGCAAUUUCCCCUCCGAAAAUGAAGCGCAUUGAGGCGCCUUAAUUCAUGCUAACCCAGAAGUGUGAACGUGCAAGCGGUGCUAGUUUGGCCACUCCCUGCGCGAGCAUACCUUGCCCUUAGUCCAUUCAAGUGUUGAUGCUAUUUGUUUUUGAACUUUAUUUAAUUUUUUUUUUUUCUAUUUUUGUUUGGAAACAUUUUUGUUGCAAAUAUGCCAGCUCUGUAAAUAUUUAUUAUAAUCCUUCUGUUUUUGUAAAAAAUAAAUUGAAAUGCGUGAAUGCAUCACUACAUUCACUUAACACAGCGCAGCGUGAUCAUAUUAGUUGUAAGAAACGAACCCCUCCCCGCCACUCUCACCCAGCCCUUGUUGUUGAUAAGCUUAGCUAAGUAUUUUCCAAAUCUUAAAUUGUAGAUUUUAGUAUUUAAAGUUAAACAAGAACAAAAACAAAAAUUAUAAUUUUAGGUCCAAAACAAAAAAUCGAAAUCUGUGUAUAUCCCAACUAAGUUUGGAAAAUUGAAAUAUGUAAGGAACGCCCAUGUGAUCUCUUUCAAAAUUUGCUUGUAAGCAUAGUUUUAGGCAGUGAGGUAGUGACGAAAAUGUGAGUUGUGUCAUUGACACCGGCAAAAGUUGCCAUCUUCCCUUCGCUUAUACUUUAUAUAUGUUUUUCUUUCCUUUUAUUUGGAGCAAGCUUCCGUUUUUGUGUGCGCUGAAAAGUAGGCUACUGCUGUGACUCCCUUCAACUGUGCUUGGUAAUUGUGAUAUUGCUCAGCUUGAAGGAGCGUUGCUGGUGGACCACUUUAGCACAACCACUUUUCCAAUGUUGUGAUAAUAUAGUAAUUCUUUGGGUUUGAAGCUUGCCUCCCGAAGCACGCAAAGAGCGGCCCUAUGAUUCCUUUUUGACUUUGAUUUGCAAGAUUAUUUUGUGUUUUUGAACUUUUUCUUAGUGUAGCACUAUGAUGAUGUACAUAUAUAUGUAUGCAUAUGCAUUUUAGGUUAAGGAAACUUUCAAUUUAGCGAAUAGUUAACCAAAAUUUAACUACGUUUGAUUUUUCUUCCCUCUUGACGAAUUCAAAAAAUCAAUCUAUCCAAAACAAUAUAUCCCAACAAUUGCUUCUUAUUCCAACUACUGCUUCUCCAUUCCCAUUUAGUAGUUAUAAAUAUUUAAAGGCAAUGUUCUUUUUUUAAGUUUAGUUUUCCCCGGCAUAUUGACAAAAAUUAGGCGAUUAUUAUUAUUUUUUAUUUUGUUUACCACAACUGUGAAAAAAUGUGAAAAUCAGUUCGAAACGAACAAUUUGAAGUCCAAAAAAAAAAACAAAUAAGUUUAGAAACUUAUAAAAACCUUUAAACUUUAAACUUUGUUAUAUCGUAACAGCUGGCAAAUCUGCAACAAAUGCUUUCCAUUAUCUGUUAUUUACUUAUCGUCCUAAGUUUUUUAACGCUUUAAAAUUUUUCAUAACUAUGUUAGUACUAAAAUCUGGUAGUAAUCUUUGAUUUGUCUAUUUCUUGUAAAUUAACAACUUUAAUGAACUGGAAACGUCCCAAAAUUAUGAAUAAGUUUCGUAUUUCAUGCUGAUAACACUUGCAUCCAAUAUAUUCUCCUUUUUACAAAAAAAAAAAAAAAUUAAAAAUCUUUUUUGCAACCGCCCUUUGCGAGUUGUGAGUUGCGAGCUGUACGUGUGCGUUACGCAGUUGCGAAUUAGGAUUUGUGCCGCAUGCUUCCAGUUUCCAAGCAAACGACUGCAAGUGAGUUGGAAGCCCGGUGCAUGAUAUCGCUGUCCAAUUGUUAACUCUACUGUAGUUUUAAAAUUUUGCUCCUCUCUAAGGUUAAGAUUACAACACACACCCACACACAUUGACAAACGCAAAUAGAAUUAAUUAAACUAAGCAUUUUAUACGAAAUUAAGGAAAAACACAAAGUAAUAAGUAAAUGAAAAACUUAUACACAGACACGCGUACAUGAAUAAGUCAGCCCAUUAUUCAGUUGAAUUAUUAUAAUUUUCUCUUUUUAUUUUUUUGUAUUUUGAAAACUAUAAAUAUUUGCUUUCUGCCUUUUGUUAUUUUCAAAUAAUAAUUUUCCAUUUUUUGUCGCUGUGUUGUAAGUAGAAAUAAAAGAAAAAUUUGCAGUAAUUUAGUGCAAAUUUAUAAGUAAUGUAAUUGUAAAUGUGAACCAACUGAAGGAGUUGCGGGACAAAGGUCAAGCGGAAGUAUUUUUUGUUUGUUGUCCGAAGUUGGGCGUAGAGAAGUGUGAAGCAGUGGUAAACACAAUAGCGAUAGCAGCAGACGAGCGGUUUAAAGCUUGUAGCUGAAACAUAUACUUAUACAUUAAUGUACACCCUUACCCACCACUACCACCAAUCGCGUAACAGUUAAAUGAAUUCAAAUAAGCAAGUAAUUGCAGCGUCUGAAGUGAGGCAACAACUUCAUAGAGAUGUUGGCGUGAGUUAACUAAAUAAAUAUAUCUAAAAUACACACACUCACACACACCUAUAUACACACAUAAGUACGAUAAUCGUUAAUAGAGCUUUUGACUAAAUGAAUUUUGUUUAACAACUAUUUGUCUUCUCGGGCAACUACCGAGAAUUCAUAUAUGCAAUAAAUAAAUAAACUAAAUUAAACGUCUAGCGAAAAUAGGAAACCGGAUACAAUAGUUAAACAUAACAAUAGUAAAAGUGCGUAACUGAUGUAAAGUAAUGAAAUAAAUAACAGAUAUCUGCAAUUAAUAUAAUAAUUUUACCUCCCUAGGAAAUGUUGACGAAUAACAUUUAUCGAUUAUUCGCUAACAAACAAAAAGGAAACAAACAAAAAAAUAAAUAAAAUUAAAACGAAAACUCUUUGGUGAAUGUUGGCAUUUAAUGAGUCGUCGAUAUUCAGAAUAUGAAAGUAGGCAACUGCAAUUUUACACAUACAUACAUACAUGCAUGCAAAUGAAGUGAAAUAAUCAUGAAGAGUAAAAUCCAAAUCAAACACACACACAUACACAUGCAAUUAUACUUUUAAUAGUUUUUUGUUUAGGCACAUACAGGCACUAAAUAGAACCACUCAAACACUUGGCACCAGCUGAGGGAUUCUGUAAAUCGUUACCCUAAAGACUCACCUCCGAAUUUGAUUGAUUUGUUUCUUUUUAAUUCCUUUGGCAACUUGUGGAAAUGAAAAUUAAAUAAAGUGAACUGCAAAUCUCGCUGCAGGUGCGCCAUUAAAAAUACAAGAGCGUAUUUUAUGCUUAAUAAAUUUUAAAUAAAGUUUGCGUUUAUCGCGCAAGCAAUCGAACAGCGCAAAUUAUUUUGAAAUGUUUACUCCCAACUGCUUGCGCUUUGUGAAUUCGAAUUAUAAUUUCAAAAUUGUUUAAAUGAACUAUAAUUUGUUGGCAAACUUUCAGUGUCUGAAUUAAACGAUGAAUUACUUGAAACUGUGUAUACUUUUGUGCCGUGCCAACGUUCAGGCUAGCAAGCGUGCAAAAAGAUAGAAAGUUCAAAGCAAAUACAUUCGGUGUUUGAUAUUUAUUGACCUAGUUUUUUUGGUCACAAACAUUGAAAAAAUGAAUUUAUAAAGGUUUUAUUUGCAAAGUAUCUGCAAUUUAAUUCAAAAUAUUCUCUCUAAAAUCAAAAUAUUGCAAAAAAAACAAAUUUGGCGCAUUUUGAAAAUUUAUAUAUCGCUCAAGGCCUCGUCUUUUUAAGUUUGACCAACAUUGUGCAAAGCAUUUAGUUCUUUAUUACUAUUUAAGUUUUCUUAUAGUUUGGUUAUGUUUAUUUCUAGUUUAAUUAUACCCUCUAUUACUUAAAUUUUUAUAGUGCGAGCUUUUUGCACGUUUUUACGCACCACAGCCUUUUCAAAAAAUUAACUAGAAUUUUACUUUCGGAAGUACGUCGAGUUGCGUUAGAAUUAAGGCGAAACGCUGGUGUUGUUUACAGCGGAAAACAUUGCCCAUAGGUGCAUGUAAGUGGAAUUUAAACGAGUUUUCAAAACAGUCAUAACUGGAAUAUCGAAUAGGUCAUAUACAUACAAGGCUUAAAAGCUGGUUGGCACGCCUCUUUUUUACAAAGAACUAUAAUUGAAACAAAUAAAUUGGCUCUGGUCCCAUAACUUAUGCAAGUGAACCUCUUACUUCUUUCUGUCUCGGUUCCUUUUCGGUGAUACGAUAGGAAAUAUUCAUGUACGACUGAUAAACAUUUCGAAACAUAAUUUCUUGCCUGUAUUCGAUGUUCAAAAAAUUUCGUUCCAGUAUUUCAAAAAAUGGUCGACACAUCGAAGUGUUCCGAUUUUGUUUGUCAAUUGUUUGCGGUUUUGGGACUAGCAGAAGAACAUGCCAGUAGUAAUAAUGACUAAUGAAACUCAGACGGUUUAUGCCACGAGGUAUUCAAAUUGUUAGUGUAGGCCACCGCAGCUAAAAGCAAAUUUUUCAAAUUUAUGUAUUUUUUAUAGUUCAUUCAAAAUUCAAUUCAAAAAAUACCAAAAUUAUAACUUAGAAAUCUGAAAAUGUCUUAGUCACUUCUUUAGGUUUAUGCAAAUUAUUACAGUAGAGCACCGUAACCAAAAUCAAGUUCUCAAAAUUUAUAUUUUUUUUAAAUUCUGUUUAGAAAACAUACCAAAAUGAUAAAUGCCUUCUUUAAAUCCACAUAUGAAUUCACAAUUGAUUUUCUGCCACAGAACAUAUUUCCUUAAUACUUUACUGUAAUGUGUCCAUAGUCUUAUAUUCAAAAAAUAUCAUUUUCAUUUUUUACGUUUUUUUUCUUAAUUUUUUUUCCAUAUUUUAAAUUGUAUAAGUUUUCCAAUCGCUUUAAUUCCACUGCAACUUACGCUACUCUCUCAGAUCAUCUGAUGACAAAAUGUACAAACUUUGGAAAGGCUCAGGGCGUACUUGAUUAUGAAAAAAAUCCAUUAUAGUUGGAAUCAAAAAUUUAAGUUUAUUAUUAUAAAUUUCAUUUGUCUUUGUAAAAUUUUAGUAUUUAGAAGUACUUAUGAUCGAAAAAUAACUUUGUUAAAAACUGAAAAACUAAUAUUUUUGUUAUUAUUCACUUUUUUUAAUUAACUUUAAUAUUGCAAGCGUCGAACUAAUGGAAAAUAAUUAGCAUACUGAUUAUCUUAAAAACUUGAUUGCUAAAGUUUAGUUCAAAUAAUUCAAACAAUACAGCUUAUCCAGUGAUAAACCAAUAGACACAUAUAUCUACAUACAUACAUAUAUGUACAUACUACAUACAUACAUAUAUGUACAUACUACAUACAAUUACAUGAUCAUAUAAUAUAAGCAUACAAAAUACUUACAAAUACCUGGGAAAUGCCGUUUCGGUAAACGCAUGUUUGCACACAUUUGCCGCUCUGAGAGAGUGCGAUGCGUUUCUCAACGAAACCACUGCGCAACAUGUUAACUGCAAGCAAAAGUUGCUUAAACACCUAUGCUCCGCAACAUGCUGCCAGCCUACUGCCGAUGGCAUUUUCCCACUGUAAUUACGAUUCAUCACCUUGUAGACUCCGCCAACGACAACAUUAACCAACAUUCACAUAUUUACAUACACUCAUAUAAUACAUACUACUUUUCAUAUGCAAAUAAAAAAUGUUUAAAAAUGAAAGGAAUAACUGAAUUUAAUUAAAAAUUAUGAAUUAUGUGUAAUAUUGUAAUUGCAUUGUACCUAUGGUACAUCGGACGAUGUAACACAUUUAUUAAUUCUACAUUUUAUUUCAUUUUUUCCUGCCCCCUUACCCUUACC